Molecule: messenger RNA, 2740 nt
Organism: Onthophagus taurus
Lineage: Eukaryota; Metazoa; Arthropoda; Insecta; Coleoptera; Scarabaeidae
Gene: sstn
Product: stepping stone
Biological process (GO): establishment of epithelial cell polarity
Source: RefSeq, a predicted model, not a curated record
CAGAACGUUCUAAUUUCUAUAUUAACGUAAAUAAACAAGUUGGAGUAAAAAAGGAAGAUUUUUCUCGAUAUUAACACAACGCUAAUUAAAAUAAUUAGAUUUUAAUUAAAUUAAAAUGAUAAAAGUGUACGUUAAAGUUGGUCAGUUGGUAGUAGGUAAACAUGUUCUUUAAUUAUGGUUAACCCAAAACAGAUUAACUGUUGAUAUUACAGUUAGAAAAUACAAUGAGAUCCUUGCUUAACUGAUAUUAAACAACAUUAUUCCUUUAUCUAUGCAGAUAAGCAUGUAAAUAGGUUGGGAUUUGUAAAGAUUUCGGUGAAAAAAUGCGCACCUUGAAGGUUGACAAGUGAUCCUAUUAGAAUGGGGGAUGGUUUAAACGCGGAUGAGACAAAGAUCUCUAAAAUGGGAGCAAGCAGUAACCCAAAUUCAGCAAGAUUAUCUUAUUUACAAGAAAGAAAAAAAGUUCUAGAAGAAACCAUCGCUAAAAGAAAUCAAGAAUUAAGAGAAUUAUGCCUUAAAGAAGCCGAAUUAACAGGUGUCACACCUUCAGAGACACCCACAGAACCAACAAAUCAUGAAACAGUACCUAACUCAGCCACAAAAGUUGGUGCAAGAUACCAACUUCCUCCUAAUUUAAUAACAAACAUGAACAACGAUGAUGAAUCCCUUGAAAUCCAAAUACAGUUGCAUUUUAAUAUGGCUGAAGCAGCUUUGCGCCUUGCAAAUGACUCAAACUUAAACAAAACUAUACGAAAGCAACAUUAUGAACAUUAUAAACAACAAUAUAUGUUGUUGCAACAAAAACGCGAUCAAGCAAACCAAUUGCUUUUACAAACUCAAUUAAAACCUAAGAAAAAACCCAGAGGUCCAGAACAAGAAGAUGCAGUCUCUGUUAAUAUAAACAUGAAUGAUCAUAACUUUGGAAAUAGUACUUUAAGACAUAGUAUGAGAUCGCUACAACAUCCGCUAAAAACCGUCGAAACUAACGAACAUCGAUUUUUAAGCCAACCAAAAUUAACUUAUCGAAAAUCCGACGACAAUUUAUUUAUCGAAAAUACUCAUUUAAAACAAGAUGACGGUUUAUUAACGAGUUUUCAUAAACUAAAUUUACAUAAAUAUGAUCAUCAUGAAAGUUCGGAUUCGUCGUCGACACAUCAAUAUCCAAACUCAUCGCCUCAUAACUAUCCAUCACAACCUCAUCAAAGCCCCCAUUUUUACCCAAAAACCCCGAUGACGCUUCAAUCGUCACCUUCCGGGAGUUUUUAUCAAGAUUAUUAUUCGAAGGGAUUAAAUACUCCCCCUCAAAUACACAAAAAUUUAUCAAACACCGUUCCUAAGAAUCAAAAAUUGUAUUCAUAUCAAAAUCAAUAUUAUUCUACGUUGGGAAAUUAUGAUCAACAACAUCCAUAUAACAAUCCAUUACAAAUUCAACCACAUCAACAAUACGAACACGAUGUUAUGCCAUCCGGGUUAGGUGGUUAUUGGAAGAGGAAGGAGAAUGGAGAAUUGAUUUGGUGUCAUAAUAGUAGCUUUGAUAAUGUUUGGCAAAGAGAUAAGAGAUGUGGUAGUUUAGAUAGAAGAAAAAAUAAGAGGUUACAUAAGCGUAUUUCGCCGAAUGUUGAUCCAAAAUCAGCUACAUUAGCUUCAGUUCCAAUACAUUCAGAAGCAACGCGACCUGCAAUGAUUCCAAUUGCUCAACAAAAUACUUAUAGAAAUCGUCAAGAUAACUGUCAACUAGUUCGAACGCAAUCCUUGGGAAGCGUCGGCGUUCACACGUUAGACAGCGUGUACCCAAGCGAUGAUAACUCAUCUUGCGGUAGCGAAAUUUACAAUUACGAUAACAGCACGAUUGCCCGAAAACAAAAACAAAAGGAGUGGUACGAAACGUCCCUCGACGAUGUUCCCGUUGUUCCAUCAACGCCAAAACCAACACGAUCAUUAUCAACUAUACCGUCCAUAAUGCCAGAUGUAAAAUAUACAGAACUAACACCUCACGUUAAUUACAUUUCGACAACGCCGACAACGACGAAAAACAUUUUGGAAAUUCCCGCGGAAUCGAAUCCAUCGCCGAAAGUACCUGAAGCAAAUUUGGAAUUAUUUAAUAAUAAUAUACCGAAGAAUUGUACGGUUGUUUUGGCGGGACACGUUAAGCCGUAUCAUGAAGAAACGAAACCGUUCGAGAUGUCGGAUUUUUAUAAAUAUUCGACCAAGUUUAAAAAUGCUGCUGGUGAUAAAAAUUUAAAUUCGCCGAAUAUUGCUGUGUCGCCUUGUAGCUCAUCUCACGGUGGAUAUAUGGAUGAUGGGGUUAAAAAUGUUACUCAAAAAGGGAUUUAUCAACCAUUACAACCGAUGAAAUGUCAACCAUAUAAUCCUUUAAGUAAUUCAAACAUGAGCCACCAAAUGUCACCAGUUAGUAUGAACCAUAACAUUGGAUCGCCAGUUGAGCCAUAUUCCCACAUAAAUUCAAAUUGGUACCGAGGAGAAGAUCAACCAGAUAACGGAAGUGAGCGUUCCAGAUCUACAGCAACUCUUGUUUAAACUAAAAAAUUUAAUUUUUUUUUUGUUUUGAGCUUGUGUUUAUAUCUUUGGUUUUAUUUUAUGCCGCUGGGAGUUUUAUUUUGUUUUAUAAUAAAGAGAAACCCAACGCAGUACGAAAACCCCAAAAAUGUUCCUUGAUUUUUCUUUUUUUUUUUUUUAAUUUAAUGGUUUUAAUUUAAUUUAAAGAACAAAAUUGUUAAAC